Molecule: messenger RNA, 2069 nt
Organism: Siniperca chuatsi (mandarin fish)
Lineage: Eukaryota; Metazoa; Chordata; Actinopteri; Centrarchiformes; Sinipercidae
Gene: hoga1
Product: 4-hydroxy-2-oxoglutarate aldolase 1
Exons: 7
Coding region: 342-1328 (328 amino acids)
Biological process (GO): N-acetylneuraminate catabolic process
Molecular function (GO): 4-hydroxy-tetrahydrodipicolinate synthase activity; N-acetylneuraminate lyase activity
Source: RefSeq, a predicted model, not a curated record
CUUUGCUAACACUGCGAGGUGAAAAACAUUGUCUCUAACUGCCUGACAGUCAUUUAAACCGCAGUUUUUAAAAAUGAUUGUUGAAUGAAAUUCACUGCCAUUCAGUUCAUAAUCGUAUGAAAUUACCAUAAAACGCGCAUCUGAACAAAACGUGGCCGCUGCAAAUUCUGCAUGAACCGAGUCGUUUCAGGUGAAGAGUUGGGACAGUUUCAAAGUUGCUCAGAAAUCAAAUUCUGGUCAAUAUUUACAAAAGCAGGUUAGUGAUUAACUGUCCUCGGUUGCAGCAGCUGCACAGAGUCCCAGCACACAGGGAGCGACUCGCUCACUCGGUCCGCUUCACAAUGCUGUGCGUCCGGGCAUGGAGAGCUCUGAGUCCCCUGCGCAGAGGAGGUCACUUGUCAGCAUGGACACGAACCCAGAGCUACACAGCAGCUGCCAGGCUCGACCUCAGUGGGAUUUAUCCGCCUAUUGCCACUCCGUUUACCGCCAAGGAGGACGUGGACUACCAGAAACUGGCGGAAAACCUGCAGAAAUAUGCCAAGAUACCAUUCAAAGGUCUGGUGGUUCAGGGCUCCAACGGUGAGUAUCCGUACCUGACAGAGGAGGAGCAGGUGGAGGUGGUGAGGACGGUCAGGCGAUCACUGCCGGCGAACAAACUACUGAUGGCCGGAUCAGGCUGUGAAUCCACGAGAGCCACAGUCCAGCUCACAGAGAAGAUGGCGGCAGCCGGAGCUGACGCCGUCCUCGUGGUAACGCCCUGCUUCUACAAGGGCAAGAUGGACAGCCGCGCUCUGAUCCAGCACUUCGCAAAGGUGGCGGACAGCAGCCCGGUGCCGGUGGUUCUGUACAACGUGCCGGCCAACACAGGGCUGGAGCUGCCGCUGGACGCUGUGGCGCUGCUGUCUCAGCACCCAAACAUCCUGGGCCUUAAAGACAGCGGAGGCGAUAUCACACGGAUCAGCCUGAUUGUUCACAAAACCCAAACGCAGGAUUUCCAGGUGUUGGCGGGCUCAGCAGGGUUUCUUAUGGCCGCCUAUUGUGUUGGUGCGGUUGGCGGAGUGUGUGCGCUGGCUAACGUGCUGGGCCAAGAGCUGUGUGAGUUGGAGCGUCUGUGUGUUUCCGGUCGCUGGGAGGAAGCCAGAGUUCUGCAGCAGCGCCUCAUCGAGCCCAACGCCGCCGUGACCAGGAAGUUGGGAGUUCCCGCCCUCAAGCAGGCAAUGGAGUGGUUUGGUUUCCACGGUGGCACCUGUCGAUCACCUCUUCAGCCGCUCACAGAGGCAGAGACUCAGCAGCUGAGACGGGACUUCUCCUCCAACGGCUGGCUGUGAGGUGACCCGGGCAGAGUGUGUGUGUGCGCGCGUGUGUGUGUGUGUCUUCACUUCACCUGGAAACCUUCUAGCUGUUCAGUCCUUAGACCUGUCAGUGUGAUAGGGCACGGAGGGGGAACACGGCAAGAAAAUAAAUCUGUUGCUGGGUCACGGCCCACCAUAAACAUAUCAAAAACCUAAUCAACUUAUUCAAUUUAGAUUAAAUAAAUGUAAAUUCUCUUCAUUGCAAUGCAGUGCAAAAUGUAUUACAUUAUAUUAUAAGCAUAUAGGUCUGUUCCAGAAUCAUUUACGUCCAUGGUUUUUAGAAGUGUCACAAAAAAAAGCCUCAAUCGGAAAUGUAAACAAAUGAUUGUAAUGAUUGUAAUUUAGAUCCUUGGUUUACUAAAACCAUUUACAGACUGGAUGAUGGAUCAAUCAGGUCACAACAUAUCCAUAUACAAAUAGGUCAUAUCCGACUGGGCAUUGGUUACUUCUACUAAAAAACGUCAUAGCCAACUGUUAAAAACUAUAGAAUCUGAAAAACAACUUCCCUGCACUCUCCUCAUGUCAUUUUUAAAUGAAGUUAUCAUUCAUUCUGUUUACUUUACACUAAAAGAAAUCAGUCAUGCCAUCAAGUUGCUUCUCUGCUGCACCUCAGUAGUACAGUCAUAGAAAUUCAGUAAACUGUAAAGUUACAGAAAUAUUAUGGAGGAAAUGUUGUUUGUGCACAUGUUUCGACAAUAAAACUGCAUUUCACUUAAA